Tupaia belangeri chinensis (Chinese tree shrew) is the source of this 721-nucleotide messenger RNA. RefSeq names its product vesicle associated membrane protein 2 (gene VAMP2). The annotation marks the transcript as partial. NCBI's taxonomy places the organism in Eukaryota, Metazoa, Chordata, Mammalia, Scandentia, Tupaiidae. Gene Ontology annotation, biological process: vesicle-mediated transport. Gene Ontology annotation, cellular component: membrane. The transcript has 3 exons. The record is from RefSeq and is a predicted model, not a curated record.
CGGGUUCCCUGCGGGGGGCCUGGCUCCGGAAGAGGAGAAGUGGAGGGACUGACGGAUGGACAGGUGGAUGGGCGGAGCCCUGGCUGCGGGGAUGGCGGUUCCAGGCCCUGGGUCUUAAUCCGUCCGCUCCUCAGGUCUGCAACCGCCGCCACCGCCCCCCCUGCCGCUCCGGCUGGGGAGGGAGGCCCCCCUGCGCCCCCUCCAAACCUCACCAGUAAUCGGAGACUGCAGCAGACCCAGGCCCAGGUGGAUGAGGUGGUGGACAUCAUGAGGGUGAACGUGGACAAGGUCCUGGAAAGGGACCAGAAGCUAUCGGAGCUGGACGACCGUGCGGAUGCACUCCAGGCCGGGGCCUCCCAGUUCGAAACAAGUGCAGCCAAGCUCAAGCGCAAAUACUGGUGGAAAAACCUCAAGAUGAUGAUCAUCUUGGGAGUGAUUUGCGCCAUCAUCCUCAUCAUCAUCAUCGGUGAGUGGCCAGGGCCCUUUCUCUGGAGAGGUAGCCCCUGUAGGUUCUGGGUUUCGAAGGUCAUUAACCUAGUUUUCCCUCAUCAGCAAAAAGUAUAUAUAGCUGCUAGUGACGGUUUUGAUACAUCUAGACGCCAAAGCCUUGACGUGGAGUAGCCUGCCCUUGGCCUGAUCUGGACAAUUUCUGUUAAGGUUUUGGAAACAGGAAAGCUGGUAGGUCCACUGAGGACACUUUGGGUCUCAGAGCCCAGUAUGG